Messenger RNA from Chrysochloris asiatica (Cape golden mole), 489 nucleotides. Its product is annotated as ubiquitin-40S ribosomal protein S27a-like. The transcript has 2 exons. Gene Ontology annotation, cellular component: cytoplasm; nucleus; ribosome. Gene Ontology annotation, biological process: modification-dependent protein catabolic process; protein ubiquitination; translation. The record is from RefSeq and is a predicted model, not a curated record. Lineage: Eukaryota; Metazoa; Chordata; Mammalia; Afrosoricida; Chrysochloridae. Bases 1 to 489 code for a protein of 162 amino acids. Gene Ontology annotation, molecular function: structural constituent of ribosome; ubiquitin protein ligase binding; protein tag activity.
AUGGGGAACGAUCGCCAAGAUGUAUAUUUUCAAAAAACCCUAAUGGAGAAGACCAUCACUGUCAAGGUCAAAUUCUCAGAUAUGAUCGAAAAUGUAAAGGCCAAGAUCCACGAUAAGGAAGGAAUUCCUCCUGAUCAGCAGAGACUGAUUUUUACUGGAAAGCAACUGGAAGAUGGACACACCCUGUCUGACUACAACAUUCAAAAGGAGUCCACUCUUCAUCAUGUGUUGAGACUUCAUGGUGGCGUUAAGAAAAGGAAGAAGAAGUCUUACACUGCUCCCAAGAAGAAUAAGCAUAAGAGGAAGAAAGUUAAGUUGCCUGUCCUAAAAUACUACAAGGUGGACGAGAACGGCAAAAUUAAUUGCCUUCGUCAGAAGUGGCCUUCAGAUGAAUGGGGUGCUGAAGUUUUUAUGGCCAGCCAUUUUGAUAGACAUUACUAUGGAAAGUGUUGUCUGACCUAUUGCUUCAACAAGCCAGAAGACAAGUAA